This is a messenger RNA of Triplophysa rosa, 1777 nucleotides long. RefSeq names its product coagulation factor X (gene f10). Bases 86 to 1576 code for a protein of 496 amino acids. NCBI's taxonomy places the organism in Eukaryota, Metazoa, Chordata, Actinopteri, Cypriniformes, Nemacheilidae. The transcript is spliced from 8 exons. Gene Ontology annotation, molecular function: serine-type endopeptidase activity; calcium ion binding. The record is from RefSeq and is a predicted model, not a curated record. Gene Ontology annotation, biological process: proteolysis; blood coagulation. Gene Ontology annotation, cellular component: extracellular region.
CUCCCAUCAGUCCGUGGGUUCAUUGACCUUCUGUGUUUUCUGAGCGUUGCUGUAAUGCAAGGGAGCUGUACGCUGACAGCCGAACAUGUCUUGGGUUUUCUGGAACUUUCUGUGUGUGUUUCUCAUGCACGGUGUGUCUUCAGACGUGUUUCUCCGCAGUCAUGAUGCCAGUCAGGUUCUGAUCCGUCGCCGACGUGCCAACAGUAUAUUUGAGGAGCUGAAGAAUGGAAACAUGGAGCGCGAGUGUGUGGAGGAGAGAUGCGAUUAUGAGGAGGCCAGAGAAAUCUUUGAGAACGUUGAGAAGACGAACGAGUUCUGGAAUGUUUAUGUCGAUGGAGACGCGUGUUUGUCUCAACCGUGUCUCAACGGUGGCGUGUGUAAAGAUGGGAUCGGUCUCUACACGUGUUACUGUGCCGCCGUGUUUAAAGGACAGAGUUGUGAGAUUGCGAUUCCCGAGCUGUGCGAGUCUGAGAACGGAGGUUGUGAUCAUUUCUGUUCAGUCAAGCAGAAAAACGUCGUCUGUUCUUGCGCGACAGGCUACACACUGGCAUCUAACGGGAAGUCGUGUCAGUCUGAUGAUCUGUUCAGAUGCGGCUAUGUGCAUCCCUCAAUGACCAGAAGCAUCUUCAUAUACGCGCCCAACAACACGGACACCGAAGAUCCUCAAGUCGUGACUGGAGAUUUCAGAAACGCCACCGGCAAUCAAACGAAUCUCUUCGGUCUGAAUGAAGAUGACCUCAUCGAGUACCCUGUGGAGGAGGAGCCUAUUUUACCAGAAGCAUCUGGACACACGAGGAUUGUGAACGGAGCGGACUGUCCACCGGGAGAAUGUCCGUGGCAGGCUCUUCUCAUCAACAAGAACAACAUCGGCUACUGUGGCGGAACGAUCUUAAAUGAGUUCUUCAUCCUCUCCGCCGCUCACUGCAUGAAUCAAUCGCUCUCCACGCGAGUGGUCGUAGGUGAAUUCGACACGCUGGUGGAUGAGGCUCAUGAAGCGAUUCAUGACAUAGACCAAAUCAUGAUUCACUCGAACUACGUUCCCGAAACGUACCACAACGACAUCGCCCUCAUUAAACUCAACGAGCCAAUCAAGUUCAGCAAAUACAUCAUCCCCGCGUGUCUGCCGCAGCACAACUUCGCCGAGCGCGUGUUAAUGCGUCAGGACGAGGGCAUGGUCAGCGGCUUCGGUCGCGUGAGGGAAGGCGGCCUUCCGUCCACCAUUCUGCAGAAGCUGAACGUGCCGUACGUGGACCGCGCCACGUGCAUCGAAUCCAGCAUGUUUAAAAUCAGCCCGCGCAUGUUCUGCGCCGGAUACGAUCAGGAGGCCAAAGACGCCUGUCAGGGCGACAGCGGCGGGCCGCACGUCACCCGUUACAAAGACACGUGGUUCAUCACGGGCGUGGUGAGCUGGGGCGAGGGAUGCGCGAGGAAGGGCAAAUACGGCGUCUACACGCAAGUGUCCAAAUACAUCAAAUGGAUCCAAAAUGCCAUGAGUAAAUUCAUGCCACAGACGGAAACUUCAGUCAAAGCCAAGAGAGAGAUGUCGAGAAACACGCGUGUCACCAGAUAUGUGUAGUCAGAAGUUUGUCUUUCAUUAAAUGCCGAUUCACAUUCUUUUCUUGUUAUAAUUCAAUAUUGGGUUUCAUUAGAAUGUGUGAACAUCUGCCGUUUUGAUUGUUUAGAACAUCAACAUGUUACAGAUGUUAUGUAACAUCUAUAGUUACAUUUACUUGUUACAGUGCACUUAAAAAGUCAAAUGUAUGUCCUGACAAGAAAU